This is a messenger RNA of Lepus europaeus (European hare), 2398 nucleotides long. Its product is annotated as la-related protein 1B-like. Gene Ontology annotation, molecular function: RNA binding. Lineage: Eukaryota; Metazoa; Chordata; Mammalia; Lagomorpha; Leporidae. Gene Ontology annotation, biological process: positive regulation of translation. The transcript has a single exon. Gene Ontology annotation, cellular component: cytoplasmic stress granule; cytosol. The record is from RefSeq and is a predicted model, not a curated record.
CCAGGCCGGCGCUAGUCGGUGCCCCGGCGGAGCGACGGGCACCCGGGCUCCCUGGCCCCGGGCCCCCCCCGGCUGGGGUGGCUGGGGCAAGGGGACGAUGUCUGCUCGCGCCCCGGUGCCCGCCGUUCACCCUCGGGAGGAGCCGCCCGCGGCGGCCGCAGAGCGGGAGUCGCGGUUGGCCGCGGCAAGCCGGCAGGCCGAGCAGCCGCCCCCGCCGGCUCGAGACGGGAAGGAGGCGGCGAGGGAGGAGAGGGCCGCGGCCGGCACCAGCGCGGGGGCGCGGGGAGAGCCGUCUCCGGUGCCGGUGCUGGGACACAGCGUGCCCCAGGCGGCCGUGCCCGUGAGGCCCCUGUCCCCGCACCUGGCGCACAAGGCGCGCGGGCCCGGGGGCCCCUUCGGCGGGGAGCCGCUGCCACCGCUGCCACCGCCGCCGCCGCGGGGGCCGCCGGCCGAGGACGCCCGAGCUGAGGCGGCAGCGGCCGGCCCCGAGGAAAAGCUGCCGCCGCCGCCGCCGCCGCCGCUGCCGCCGCCGCCGCCGCCGCUGCCGCCGCCGCCGCCGCCGCCGCCGCCUAAGGAAAACCCCUGGACCAAAAAGCCUCCCCAGCACCUGUCCCCCGCCGGGACGGGCCCGCCGCCGCCCCCGCCGGAGACGCUGGAGGCAGAGCUCAGUUCCCCAAAACCUAUAAAAGCUGGAAAACUCAAGACAAAGAAACCCAGUAAGCCUAGUGAUUUCAGCGAUGUGGCGAACUGGCCAACGCCAAGUGAAUUAGUGAACACUGGAUGUCAGAGCGUCAUCAGUCAAGGGAAUAAGAAGCUGCAGAAUAGAAAGGAAAAAGAAGAGAAGACUGAGAAGAAAAGUAACAAUGAGAGUAAAGAAAACCGGGAAAUAAAAUUAGAUGGCCCUGGUGAAAACGUCAGUGAAGAUGAGGCUCAAUCAAGUAAUCAACGAAAAAGAGCUAAUAAGCACAAGUGGGUACCUCUCCACUUGGAUGAUGUAAGACCAGACAGUCAAGAAAGACCUGGUUCCCGGAACAGCUCAAGAUGUCAACCUGAAACAAAUAAAUCAGCACAUACCAAUAGAAGAAAUGACACACGAAGUUGGAGGCGAGAUAGAGAAAAAAGAGAAGACCAAGAUGAAGUGUCCAGCGUGAGAAGUGAGGGUGGUAAUAUCCGAGGUUCCUUUAGAGGCCGAGGAAGAGGACGAGGACGGGGAAGAGGACGGGGAAGAGGAAAUCCUCGAUUGAACUUUGAUUUUUCGUAUGGUUAUUGAGAACAUGGUGAAAGGACUGAUCAACCAUUUCAGACAGAUCUUAAUACCAGUAUGAUGUAUUACUAUGAUGAUGGUACAGGCGUACAGGUGUAUCCUGUGGAGGAAGCGUUGCUUAAAAAGUAUAUUAAGCGUCAAAUUGAGUAUUACUUCAGUAUAGAAAAUCUAGAACGGGACUUUUUUCUUCGGCGAAAAAUGGAUGAACAAGGUUUCUUGCCUAUUUCCCUGAUUGCUGGUUUUCACAGAGUUCAGGCUCUCACCACAAACCUUAAUCUCAUCUUAGAGGCAUUGAAGGAUAGCACAGAAGUAGAAAUUGUGGAUGAGAAAAUGAGAAAAAAGAUAGAACCAGAAAAAUGGCCAAUUCCAGGCCCUCCUCCACGUAAUGUGCCACAGACAGACUUCUCUCAACUGAUUGAUUGUCCAGAGUUCGUACCAGGCCAAGCCUUUUGCUCACAUACAGAGUCUGCCCCAAAUUCUCCAAGAAUGGGAAGUCCAUUGAGUCCAAAGAAAAAUACUGAAACAAGUAAUCUUCAAGCAAUGUCUAGAGGUUUGUCUACAAGUUUGCCUGACUUGGACUCAGAACCUUGGAUAGAAGUAAAAAAGAGACAUCGUCCACCCCCAGUGAAAUUGAAGGAAUCAGUAUUUGUAACAGAAGAGGCAUCAAAUCGACUAUAUCCUCCUGAAGAACAAGAACAAGCAGAACUUGAUUUUUUAUUUGAUGAAGAGAUUGAGCAAAUAGAAGGACAAAAAAACACAUUUGGUGAUUGGUCUGAUAAUGAUUCAGAUUAUGAAAUUGAUGACCUGGAUUUAAAUAAGAUUUUGAUCAUAAUUCAGACACCACCUUACAUGAGAAAACAUCCUGGAGGAGAUCUAACAGGCAACCAUAUGUCUUGGGCAAAAAUUACAUCUGAACUUGCUAAAGUUAUCAAUGAUGGCUUAUAUUAUUAUGAGCAGGAUCUGUGGAUGCAAGAAGAUGAAAAUAAACACACAGCCUUAAAGGUAAUUAUUAUGGCCAGCAUCUCUCUGCCAAUGCUUCAUUUUAUUAUAUAUGGUUGCUUAUUUUUCUUUAAACUUAACAAGGUUUAUUUUAUGAAAUUUUGAAUGUAAGUAUAAUUUAUAUUUAAUUGGAAA